UCAUUAAUUGUAUCAAUCUCUUACCGGUCAUAUAUUGCCUCAAUAUCUGAGCACGUGGAAUGGAGUUACUAUGGUAACAGGGUGUCAACAUCAAGUAGUUGUGUUUUCAUGUAGCCACUGCUAGCUAACCCGUCAGCAAUCCUGCAUCCUAUCAACAAUGGCUGAAAUGUCUGCUAUGAAUAGAAAAUUGAUUCAGAAUCUCGCUGAAACUCUUUCCAAACAAGUCAAACACUUUAACAAAACAGAAGCAGAGUGUCUGAUCCGACUGUUCAAUGGUCUCCUGGGGGAUCAGAGUGACAGGAGGGUAGGGAAUGGCCUGGACAGAGGAAAAUUCAGGAAUAUUCUACACAACACCUUUGGAAUGACUGAUGAUAUGAUUAUGGAUAGAGUAUUUCGUGCAUUCGACAAAGACAACGACAGCUACGUCAGUGUGAAAGAGUGGAUCGAGGGACUAUCAAUCUUUCUCCGUGGGACAUUGGAUGAAAAAAUUAAGUACUGCUUCGAUGUGUAUGACUUGAAUGGAGAUGGGUACAUUUCCCGGGAAGAGAUGUUCCACAUGCUGAAGAACAGCCUGAUCAGACAGCCCACAGAGGAGGACCCAGACGAGGGCAUCAAAGACCUGGUGGAGAUCACACUCAAGAAGAUGGACCAUGACCACGACAGCAGACUGUCCUAUGCAGACUUUGAAAAGGCAGUGAGAGAUGAGAAUCUAUUGCUUGAAGCUUUUGGAACCUGCCUUCCCGAUGCCAAGAGCAUAUUGGCAUUUGAGCAGCAUGCAUUCCAGGAUACACUUGAGCAUUAAGGACAACACUACUUUAUUCAUUUUCAUGAAACUGCAAAUAUAUAUAAACAAAUAAAAAUAUAUAUAAAAAACUUCUUAUACUCUGAUGAGAAAUAUAAAAAUGAAACAUGUUGAGAAAAGAUGAAGUACCGUCUAAUUGGUGUAAAGUCUAGGAACUUGAUGAAAUGUAUCCAUUAUCUUCUGUGUGAUGCUGUCCGUUUCGGAACACGGAGUCUGUUCUGUCCCUGAGCAAGGCAGUUAACCCACUGUUCCCCAGGCGGCGAAGACGUGGAUGUCCAUUAAGGCAGCCCUC
Salvelinus sp. IW2-2015 is the source of this 1094-nucleotide messenger RNA. It is a transcript of the gene clxn, whose product is annotated as calaxin. Gene Ontology annotation, molecular function: calcium ion binding. Lineage: Eukaryota; Metazoa; Chordata; Actinopteri; Salmoniformes; Salmonidae. The record is from RefSeq and is a predicted model, not a curated record.